AUGGAGUGGUUAGCCCGUUAUAAUAUCCAGUUGAACUGUAAGACGAAAAUAGUAGAAUUGUGCAUUCCGGAAGAGACAACUUUGAAAUUGGAUGUAAGGAGUAGAUUAGCCUCAUCUGCAUUUAUGUCAGGGAUUCGAGAUAGGAAAAUAUUAAGUAAAGGGAUUCAGAGAAUCAACACUCCUAGUGAUAAGGUGAGAUUGGAAGAUAUUCCUGUAGUGAAAGAAUUCCCAGAUGUCUUUCCUGAAGAGUUAGAAUCUUUACCCCCAGAAAAGGACAUAGUUUUUAAGAUUGAUGUGAUUCUGGGAAUAGCAUCUAUCUCUAAAACGCCAUAUCGGAUGGCUCCAGCCGAAUUAAAGGAAUUGAAAUUACAACUACAGGACUUGUUGGAACAGGGUUUUAUAAAAGAAAGUGACUCAUCGUGGGGAGCUCUGUGUCUCAAAGCUGUUUGA
Messenger RNA from Coffea arabica (coffee), 450 nucleotides. RefSeq lists its product as uncharacterized. NCBI's taxonomy places the organism in Eukaryota, Viridiplantae, Streptophyta, Magnoliopsida, Gentianales, Rubiaceae. The record is from RefSeq and is a predicted model, not a curated record.